AUGCCUUCUCGAGUAGACGACUCGAUUCCCUCAGAAGGCUCCGUAGCUUGGGUCGACAACCUCCCCAUCACCUCUAUCAAAUUAGAAGCCUUGAAACGCCCCUGCUGCGUCAAGAGCGCCGUCUCCAAAUCCCACGGCCACUUCACAUACGAAAUCGUGUUCGGCGGCAGCUGCUCUCUUUGGGAAGGCCGUGUCCGCGUGCCUGAAGGCGACACCAGCGUCGAAAUUCGCCUAGCCUGGAAUAAACACGUUGCGAAACAUCCGAAAGGCUCCGAGAUCGAACCUAUGCCAUUUAUCGUCAAUCCUCGGAACGAGUUCGGUUGCGAUUCUGUUGUCGGAAACAUCGUCGAGGAGGGUCAGAGGGUUACGGGUGGAGCGUGGUGGUACAGGCGAACGUUACAAGUUCAGAUCGAAGAUACGACGUAUGAUGGGUCCGUGUACAUGCGAAAGACGGAUGCGAGAACGGCAGCGGCGAUUGAAGUCGCCAAGAUCGAGAUGGCGCAUGCGUUUGAUAAGGAGAGAGAUGCUGCGGAUGCGAUCAGGUCGAUUGAAGAGGUUCCGGAGAAAGUGAAGGACAAGAAGACGUUCGAUUUCGUGACGUAUCCGCAGCAAGGGCGAGGAGUGGAGGUCAUAGCUGAUGAUGUCCAUGGGUAUGACUUGUGGAAGCAUCGCGUUGCAGUGACGAGUGUGAGAAAAGUGGGGAUGAGGAGGGAUGUCAGGUUCCGUUUGCUGCUGCCGGACGAUGAGGAAUUCUGGUUCCAAGGAGUAUUGGAGGACGACAUGAAGAGGGGAAGGUUUGAGCAGCUCGAAGUAGGAGAGUGA
Cercospora beticola is the source of this 822-nucleotide messenger RNA. RefSeq lists its product as uncharacterized. NCBI's taxonomy places the organism in Eukaryota, Fungi, Ascomycota, Dothideomycetes, Mycosphaerellales, Mycosphaerellaceae. The record is from RefSeq and is a predicted model, not a curated record.